AUGGCUUCCUCUACAAUGAAAGCAGUGAACUACCAAGGACCUUACAAGGUCAAGGUUUCCGACGUCGCUCUGCCUAAAAUCCUACACCCGGACGAUGUCAUCGUUAAAGUCACCACAGCUGCUAUCUGCGGUUCAGACUUGCAUAUGUAUGAGGGAAGAACUGCUGCGGAAGCCGGCAUCACUUUUGGUCACGAGAACAUGGGUAUUGUGGAGGAACUCGGCAAUGGUGUCACUUUGUUGAAGAAGGGCGAUCGGGUCGUCAUGCCUUUCAACGUCGCCGAUGGCCGCUGUCAAAACUGUGAAGAGGGACGCACUGCUUUCUGCACUGGUGUCAACCCCGGCUUUGCUGGUGGUGCCUACGGAUAUGUUGCGAUGGGACCGUACCCUGGAGGACAAGCUCAGUACUUGAGAGUACCUUAUGCCGAUUUCAAUGCCCUGAAGCUUCCACCUGGGAAAGAAUUUGAAGCCGACUUCAUUCUUCUAGCGGACAUCUUCCCUACCGGCUGGCACGGUGUUGAGCUCUCUGGAUUCAAGCCCGGUGAAAGUGUUGCCGUAUUUGGCGCUGGCCCUGUCGGUCUAAUGGCUGCAUAUUCUGCCGUCCUAAGGGGAGCCUCUCGUGUCUACGUUGUUGACCGUGUCCCUGAGCGUUUGCAGUCGGCCGAGAAGAUUGGAUGCACGCCUAUUGACUUCUCAAAGGGUGAUGCUGUGGACCAAAUCAUCAAGUCGAAUGGUGGUGAAGUGGACCGUUCGGUGGACGCUGUAGGAUAUCAAGCCGUCGGCACUAGCGGCAACACAGAGCAGCCCAACAUCGUCUUGGAAAAUAUGAUCAAAGUCACAAGAGCCUGCGGAGGACUGGGUAUUCCAGGUCUCUAUGUCCCCAGUGAUCCUGGUGCCUCAGACUCCGCCUCGGCAAAGGGCAUGAUUAGCCUGAGCUUUGGCAAGCUCUUCGAGAAGGGCCUAUCUCUCGGCACCGGUCAAUGCAAUGUUAAAGCAUACAACAGGUACCUGCGCGAUUUGAUUAUCGCAGGCAAGGCCAAACCUAGCUUUGUUGUUUCUCAUGAGAUCAACAUUGAUGAUGCAGAGGUAGCUUAUGAGAAAUUCGAUAAAAGAAUCGAUGGAUACACAAAGGUUCUUAUCCAUCCCAACGGUGGGUUUUAA
This is a messenger RNA of Colletotrichum truncatum, 1158 nucleotides long. Its product is annotated as putative alcohol dehydrogenase. Lineage: Eukaryota; Fungi; Ascomycota; Sordariomycetes; Glomerellales; Glomerellaceae. The record is from RefSeq and is a predicted model, not a curated record. Gene Ontology annotation, molecular function: oxidoreductase activity; zinc ion binding.